Molecule: messenger RNA, 903 nt
Organism: Podospora anserina S mat+
Lineage: Eukaryota; Fungi; Ascomycota; Sordariomycetes; Sordariales; Podosporaceae
Exons: 1
Coding region: 1-903 (300 amino acids)
Source: RefSeq, a predicted model, not a curated record
AUGGCUUAUCUCAAGUUUCCGGGCCCUGAUCCUUUCACCCAGAUCUUGAGACUCUUUUCGAAUCGCGAAGGAUAUCCAGCGACCAAAGAACCAUGGCCAGAGGAGUGGCUAAUCAGUCCAGCUCUAAGGAGCGCUCGGCAAUCUCUUUGUUACGACGCCCGAGACAAAAUCUAUGGCUUGCUGGGAAUGGCUGAGAUCAAGAACAGCUGGAUCAAGAUUAGCUACCACGACAGUUACAAGUAUUCGAAUCUGUAUCACGAUGUGGUGGUCGGUUUGCUUAAGCGGAACACGGCCCCGCUCAAGUCCAUGCUCAACUCGAUCGACCAUGAGCCUCUUGAGGGAUGUCCCUCGUGGGUUCCUGAUUGGAGCAAGCCUCGAGAGACAACUGCGCUGGGAUAUGAGAGCUCGACCGCAAACGUGUACAACGCCUCUGGGUCGGAAAAGGCGUAUAAAUUCCCCAAACAUUCGGCUGGUUACCAAAUCAUUGGGUCCAACAACAGCGAACUACACACUGAAGGCAGGGUGUUUGAUACCAUUGCUGUGAUGAGCACGGUUUUCUCAGAUCCGGAUAUCGUACAGCCUCUGUCGGCCAACAAAGAUUGGAUCAGAUGCAUCAAAUUCGUUUCCAGGAACUUUCACACGAUGUACCCGCCUGCUCAUGGCUCUGUCUUUACGGCCUUUUGGCACACAAUGGUUGCUGGGAAGGAUUCGAGCGGCAUGCACCCCUAUUCGGACGCUUUUGCAGAGAUAUUUUCGUUGUUGCUCGACGAGACGACUGGGAGGUCGCCUUCUCUACCAGGGCAGACAUACUCACCGAGGCAAAUGCGGCCACUAGGAAAGGGAAGGUUGACUAUGGCUUCCUUGGAGUCGAGGCAAUCGAAAAAGACGUUUGAAGAGAUUUAG